Ctenocephalides felis (cat flea) is the source of this 965-nucleotide messenger RNA. RefSeq lists its product as uncharacterized. Gene Ontology annotation, molecular function: protein binding. The coding region runs from base 48 to 965 and encodes 305 amino acids. NCBI's taxonomy places the organism in Eukaryota, Metazoa, Arthropoda, Insecta, Siphonaptera, Pulicidae. The record is from RefSeq and is a predicted model, not a curated record. The transcript has 4 exons.
UUGAUGAAACUUUUAACAGAAAUAUAAAGUUACCGAGUCAGGUUAUAAUGGAAGAGAAUUCUGAGCGUGGUUCCAUCACACAGAUAACUUUUAUGAGUGAUACGGAGUAUGAUAUUAAUACACAGGUCUGUGUCCUUUACAAAUACGGCUACAUCUCCAUCUGGACAAUCGUCAAAAACCAACAAACCACUCUCAAUCAACUAAAUUUAUCAAAAGACUCCUCUGGCCUAUCUCUACAAAGCAACGUCCGUCUAUUCAACAGCCACACGUUGAAAAUAAAACCGUUGAAGAGCAAUAAAUUGGAACAGUUAUUAGAAAACCAAGAACCACUUUUCAAUGAUACAAAUAAAAAGGACUUCAACAAUAUGUUGAAUGAUUCGAAUAUGGAUUUGGAGUAUUGUAAUAUGUGUUUAGAUGCCACUGAUCCUCGACUUGUUUAUGUCUUUGCAAAACAUUCACAGUAUGUUGUUGCUUGUAAUGUCAGUUGGGAUGAUCGAUUUCAGUAUUAUUCUUUCGAUAAUGAUACUCCCCUUCAUCUAUGCUCAAACCCCAACAAACAACCCUGGUUCUCGCUCCUAUGCACAGAGAACAUUUUCAUAUUCAAAAAAUUCCAUCCAAAGCCCAUAAUCAAAAUUACAAUGUCUACAAAUUUACACCAAAGUCGACCAAAACCGAAUGAAUGUUACAUAAAAAGCUCUCCGAGCCAUCCUGGACUUUUGUUUUCCAUAAAAAAUACACAUUUGUGGAUAUUGGAUGUAGUGAAACAAGAAAUUGUGUGCGAAGGUGAUUUUAAAGAGAAAAUUAAGGAUGUUGAGAUGUGUCGGAGGAUGGACAGGGAUUAUCUGAUAAUAUCCCUUAAGAAUCGCAUAGAAGUUCACAAAAUAUCAAAGAAAUAUCGUUUAAACACUUCAGACGACAUUAUUAAGUACCAAGAAGAGUUGUCGGAUUUUAUAAAAUUGUUUUAA